AAUCACAUAAAUCAAAUGUCUGGCGUGUGGAGUUGGAUAAAUUUACAUUCAGUUAGUCAAGUCUAUAAAAAAAUCAAUUUAAUAUUGGAAGUAGGUGGAAGCAUGGACAUAAACAUGGACUUGGGUGCCCCCCCGACUGCAUCACAGUCGAUAUACCCGCAUUCGGCAACAAUGUUUGCCGCCAUCAGUGCCUGCGUCUUUAUGACUGUUGGCGUGCUAGGAAACCUAAUCACAUUGCUGGCUCUACUCAAAAGCCCAACGAUACGGGAGCAUGCGACGACAGCAUUUGUCAUAUCCCUGAGUAUAUCAGACCUGCUAUUCUGCUCCUUCAGCAUGCCUCUGACAGCAGUUCGCUUCUUUCAGGAGAGCUGGACCUUUGGCAGCACCUUGUGCAAGAUAUUCCCUGUCAUCUUCUACGGCAACGUAGCCGUCUCACUUCUCAGCAUGGUGGGAAUCACCCUCAAUAGGUACAUAUUGAUCGCUUGCCAUAGCCGAUACUCACAGAUUUACAAGCCUAAGCUCAUAACGCUGCAGUUAGUUUUUGUGUGGGCCGUUUCCUUCUUGCUUCUGUUGCCGCCCAUUCUCGGGAUCUGGGGAGAAAUGGGACUGGACGAGGCUACGUUCUCCUGCACAAUACUCAAAAGGGGAAAGUCUAUUAAGAAGACGCUUUUCCUUAUUGGUUUCCUUCUGCCGUGCCUGGUCAUCAUUAUCUCCUACUCCUGCAUUUACAUAACUGUGCUGCACCAAAAGAGGAAAAUCCGAAGCCACGACAACUUCCAGAUUGGUGCCAAUGCGUCGGGAAAGGGCACAUCCGGCGGCUCGUACGUGACGACAACGUGCACAAGAAAGGUGCGCGAGGACAACCGGCUCACCGUAAUGAUGGUGACCAUCUUCCUGUGCUUUCUUAUCUGCUUUCUGCCACUGAUGCUGGCCAAUGUGGUGGACGAUGAGCGAAAAACCUCCUAUCCCUGGCUGCAUAUAAUAGCCUCAGUCAUGGCCUGGGCCUCCAGCGUCAUCAAUCCGAUCAUUUACGCGGCUAGCAAUCGCAACUACAGAGUGGCCUACUACAAGAUAUUUGCACUUCUCAAGUUCUGGGGCGAGCCCCUGUCGCCGAUGCCUAGUAGGAACUAUCACCAAAGCAAAAACUCAAAGGAACUUUCGGGCGUCAUCCGCAGCACUCCGCUCUUUCACGCUGUUCAAAAGAAUACUACCAACCAAAUGUGCCAGACAUAUUCAGUGUGAUUGAGUCGAUGUCGGUGUCGGGCCUUUGCCUUUGUAUUAGAGCUUUACACCAUACCAAUUACCAACUAAUUACUUCGUAAUAUGUAAUAUGCAUAUGUAAGUCGCAUAUGUAAGUCGAAGCAACCGAAAUAAAUAUAAAUUUAGAUCAAU
Drosophila obscura is the source of this 1392-nucleotide messenger RNA. RefSeq names its product protein trapped in endoderm-1 (gene Tre1). Gene Ontology annotation, cellular component: membrane. Gene Ontology annotation, molecular function: G protein-coupled receptor activity. Lineage: Eukaryota; Metazoa; Arthropoda; Insecta; Diptera; Drosophilidae. The record is from RefSeq and is a predicted model, not a curated record. Gene Ontology annotation, biological process: G protein-coupled receptor signaling pathway.